CAUGUUACGUUACCUCAUCGGGUAAGCCAUUGAAUUUGUUUCGGUCGUGUUACAUUAAAAUAUUUCAAGAUCGAUACGACUUAAAAGCAGUAUCAAUGAACAUUCGAGUUUUUUCAUUCACGUCGAACGAUCUGUGUUAGUGAUUCAAUGAGACAGAUUAGCUUUUGGUGAUCCAAAAUAAAUAUAUAUGAUGCUUCUAGUAUGGAUCAUAUUAGUUGUUCAAAUCAUCCGGUGUUACGGCCAACAAAUAGGUAGCUGCAAUUUCAAUUCUAUGUGCUCUUGUUCAUCUGAUCAACAUGACUUAAGUGCAAGAACUAUACACAGUGUUAGUUGUCUUUCAGUGCCAUUCUUCAAAUUUCCGAAUCUCCCAGAAGGAAAUAUAAACCAGUUAGAAGUAGCAGGCUCCAGCAUUACUAGCUUUGAAGCAGAGAGCUUAGCAAGAUGUCAAGUACAGUCUCUGGUAUUAAGCAACAACAAACUUCAACAAAUAUCGGAACGAGCUUUCAGCUCUCUUUGGAAGACUCUCAGCUCCUUAGAUUUAAGCUACAAUCAAUUAGAUGCCAUACCUUUUGCUACAUUCAAGGAACUGCGCAGUCUGCAAUGGAUUAACCUUCAUGGGAACCAAAUCUCCUCCAUAAAUGGUGAAUGGUAUCAUGUGAAGAACACCGCAGCCACCUUAUUCUUAGGUGAAAACGACCUCACUGAGAUCCCCGCAGAGUCUGCUGAAACGGUUUCUAAAAACUCGCAUGGCCUUCGACAGUUCAAAUCAUUGAUCUGGGUCAACUUAGAUGGAAACAAAAUAUACAAGACCCACAAACAUUCCCUGCCUCUCACGCUUCAAACAAUCAGUAUAUCUCACAACCUUAUUGAAUCCUUUCCAGUUGAUAUUAUAUCCACUCUUCCGAAUCUCCAAUGGUUAUAUCUUAGAGGCAAUCACAUCAAAAGCAUACCAGAUCACACUUUCCCUAAAAAAUUAUGGGUAGAAAAGAUUGACCUCGGGGAGAAUGAACUCAGUGAAUUGCCUAAUGCCAUUUUUAACCAAUCCAUCAAUAUAAGAGACCUAAAUUUGGCAUUCAAUGACUUCAAAACUCUUCAAGCCGGAAGUUUUGAAGGCCUUCAGUGCGGGAGGAUCAUGCUAUCCUAUAACCAGUUGACAGAUUUGGAUGAAAGAACAUUUUCUGGACUAGAAGACACUCUGGAAUAUCUUGAUUUCGAUCACAAUAAUUUUCAACAAGUUCCUGUUGCCUUGGAUUCACUGAGAAGUCUGAAGUAUUUAUAUCUUUCUUCUAAUUCCUUAACGGAAAUUCCAGAUACAUCUUUCAGGAAUUUUUGUCAUAGCUUGAAAGCUAUCAGUUUCAGCGGAAAUAGACUGUCGAGAAUACCGAAGGAUACACUGAGUAACUGCACAAAAAUUUCACACUUCAACGCCGCUUUUAACGAAAUACAUGAAAUAAGUGACGAUGAUUUCACCCAAUGGGGCGGUAACAUAAAAAGUCUGAUCUUGGGUAACAACAGAAUUUCUUUAUUGAAGAGUCAAGUUUUCGCUGAUCUCCAACAGCUCAGAGAACUGAGUUUGAGUUUUAAUCCUUUGAGACAGAUUGAUACUGAUGCCUUUGUAGGUCUUGAAGGUCUUGAAAACUUGGAAAUUUCGUUCGGAUUAGACAGAGAUGAACUUCCAUACGAAAUAUUCAGGCCAUUACAAAGUUUAAAGUGGUUAGCUAUAGAUAACAAUAAUUUCCACAGCAUAUCAGAGGAUAGUUUCGAUUUCCUGCGAGAAUUGAAAUACUUGAAUUUGGAAUCGAAUAAUAUUCAAGUCAUUCCAACAAAUCUUUUCAAAUCAUCGUUCCACACCAAACUCACCGACGUGAGAUUGUCUCAUAAUAAAAUUUCAGUUAUCUAUCCGAAUACAUUUCAGUCACUUCCAAGCUUGGAAACGAUAGUGAUGUUCAACAACGCUAUUCAGACAUUGGAAUCGAAUAGCUUCAACGAUCUUCAAGCACUGAGAAAGGUCGUUUUAUCCGAUAAUCAAAUAAGUGAAAUUGGAGAAGACGCUUUCUCUAAUUUGCCUGUCCUGGCUAAAUUGGAUUUGGAAAAUAACAUGUUACUCGAGUUUUCCAUGAAAAUUUUUUCCAAUGUAUCUAAUCCCAUCCAUCUGAAUCUAAGCAGGAAUCAAAUUGCAUCCUGCAAUUCGGAGAACAAAAUCGUCAACCUGGAGGUUUUAGAUUUCAGACAUAACAAGUUCCGAAGGAUACCGAAAUGCCUGGAGAAUAUUGCACUUCUCAAACAGCUGUACUUCGACUAUAAUCACAUAGAUGCGUUGAAUCAUAACGUCUUCAUGCAUUUGACAUCUUUAGAACGUUUGAGUCUGAAGGGAAACCGAAUCAAUAUAGUGAGUAGAAAAGCGUUUGUGGGUCUUCAAAAUCUUCAAAUCCUGGAUUUAUCGAAUAAUUUGAUAAAUACCUUACAUUUCAGUCAAUUUUCCGAUAUGCCUAAACUGAGAAUAUUAGAUUUGAACUCGAAUAAUUUGAAUCACCAUUUGCCUAAAGAUAUUUUCGAGAAGACACGCCUGGAAAUGCUGGACUUGAAUUACAAUUCUUUCUCGACAGUUCCGAGCGCAAGUUUGUCGACUGUAGGACUAACUUUACGGAGUCUUUCGAUGCGGAACAACAACAUCGAACACAUCGAUAGCAUGACAUUCCUGGAUAUUUCUUCUCUUCUGUUUCUCGAUCUCAGUAGCAAUAAAUUGACUUCUUUGCCAGACAACGUCUUUUCAAGUUUAGGUCACUUACAGAGUCUAGACAUUAGCUCGAAUCCUCUCCAUGCUAACUUCAAGGAACUGUUCCACUACGCCCAAAGUUUGAAGCAUCUGAACUUGGCCAAUACAGGGAUUACUUCCACUCCGCAUCUACCAUUGCCCAAUUUGAUACACCUUAAUCUCUCUCAUAAUAAUAUUGAAGCUACUAAGAAGAACUCUAUGCAGGAGCUUUUCAAGUUAAAAUUGCUGGACUUGAGUCAUAACAAACUUAGUAGCGUACCUUCACAUCUGUGGUCCAAUUUGAAUUCUUUGAAAACACUCGAUAUAUCUAACAACCCCAUAAAGGAGAUUACUAUAGAAAAUUUCCAAGGUCUUGAAAAUCUACAGAAUUUAAAGUUGAGAGGUCUGAAAGAUUUGACAAAAUUCGAGAGUGAAGCUAUUGUGCAAUUGAAAAUCAUUACAUCUUUGACUAUCGAGACUUGGCCUAAAAUAGAGAACUUCGAAGAAGAAUUUUGCAAUCUCCUAAAGAAAUUGAGUCAAUUAAGAAUUUUGAAGGUCCACUUCACUGAAACUUCGCUCGACACCCAACUGUCCUGCAUAAACAACAAAAAAAUUCGACAUCUUGAGAUCACCGGCGAAAACUUGAAAAACGUAGAGAGAGACGCCUUCAGUAAAUUCACGAACAAUCCAGAUCUUGUGCUGAAAAUAACUGGAACUCAAAUAGAGGAACUUCCAGCUGGAUUAUUCUCGAACAUGUACAAGAUAUCUUACCUGAUGCUAGAUUUGAGAAACAACAAACUGACACAUAUUGAUCCAGAAAUAUUUUAUGGAAAUUACACUACUUGGAAAAAUGUUGGGACUACUUUGAUAUCAGGAGGAAUCAUGAUAUCCAACAACCCUUUCAGAUGCGGUUGUCAUCUCGCAUGGUUCGGAAGAUGGCUACGAAGAUGGACUCGAGAAAGUCUUCAAGCACACAACGCUCCAGUUGAGACUGCUCUACGAAUGCGAGAGAUUGUGAAGGAAGCGAUGUGUACAGAUCCGGUGAACGGUGUACAGAUGCCAAUCGUCCAACUUCCCCCAGAAGACAUGAGCUGCCAGGCUAGCGCCUUAAGCCACACGCCAAAUUUGAGUAAUACUCCUGUGAUCACUCUUUUUCUUUUGUAUAUUUUGUUUAAAGUAAGGCUGCUAUGAGGGUGGUAAUGUGAAACUUGAAUUAUUGAAAAAACUCUUGAUUAAAGCUGCUUCGAAGGAGCAUGAGAGUCCUACUGAUAGAAAUAUUAGAUUAAAUCAAAAAGAAGUCAAUUCUUGUGGAAACUUUUAACUGAAAUGAAACGAA
Harmonia axyridis is the source of this 4091-nucleotide messenger RNA. RefSeq names its product chaoptin-like. The record is from RefSeq and is a predicted model, not a curated record. Gene Ontology annotation, cellular component: extracellular matrix. The transcript is spliced from 6 exons. Bases 188 to 3946 code for a protein of 1252 amino acids. NCBI's taxonomy places the organism in Eukaryota, Metazoa, Arthropoda, Insecta, Coleoptera, Coccinellidae. Gene Ontology annotation, molecular function: protein binding.